AUAGACAGGGCAUGUUAUACUGGGGUGUUAGAAAGGGAGAAGAGCAUAUAUGUUUUGAGGAAUUUGAAAUAGUGAAAGUUACACAAUAUGUCAAGGAAUAUGCUUGAUAGUCUGACAAUGUUGAAUAUGGACAGCUGUGGCUAAACUUCAUAUAAUCAAUACUAGAGUGAUAUUCCAUUUGUUUUGUCUCUGUAAUUCUAGGAAGGACAGCAGAGAGUCUUCUGUAAAGGUUUUAUUUUCUUCUUGCUGCCUGCUAUAAAGCUAAGCUCCAGGAAAAGUAUUGGUGAAAUGUAUGUUCAUGUUGUAUCACUGCCUGGGGCACCAGCACAGGGCUCAAAGGGAAAUCCACAGUGUCAGCAUGUACUAGACUUUUUUUUUUUAAUCUGAGGGGGUUAGGGGAAAAGAUACUCAUAUACUCUCUUGAUGGUUUCCUUCUUUAUUAUUCUGUGUUCUUCAUUCUGUUUUCUAUAUUUUCUUUUCUUAUCUCCAUGCAGAAAUGUCCCUUCUGUCUCUCUUGAGGUUUUCCUUCUCCUGCUAACUCUCUUGAUGUUUUCUUCCUAAUUCUCUCAUUCUUGAUAUUUCCCUUCUAACUCUAUCUUUAUUAUUUAUAUUUCCCUUCUAACUCUCUCAUUCUUGAUGUUUUCCUUCUAACCCACUUUAACUCUACCUUUAUUCUUUCCCUUACAGCUUAUAUACCCCAGGAAAAUCUUUCAGGCAAUAUAAAAAUUACAAUGUGGUUGCAUCCUGUUUUUCAAGUGAAUGAUUACAAUAAAUACAAAUUAAAAAAGCAUGUUUUCCAUAUCUCUUACAUGAUUAAACAUUUUAUGUAUUAUAGGUGAAAAGAACAAGUUAUCUCAAAAGAAAAGAUUUCAGUUGUCUUGUGUUCUGCUGAUGUCUUGUUGAGCAAUACUUUUCAAAGAUCCUGGUCAAAUAGAUCCAGGGUCUUUUAGAAACAUCAAUGGCAAGGAUAUUUUCAGACUGAAACAAACCAAUAUUUAUGUAACAAACCUAGGACAGAUUAAAAAAAAAAGAACUUUAUACUCAGACAAAGUGUACUUGGCUAAUGAUUUAACUUUAUUGUGAUAUCAAUGAGAAUGGAUUUUCUCCACAUGAACUACAUGAACAAGGAGAUUCAGAACGUUAAGGAGAUUUCAAUGUAGUAUCUAGGAAAAUGAAAAUAAACAAGGUAUCAGAGAGUUUGGAUGUACAUUGAAUUAAUGUCUCUAUCCCUUGGACUGGGAAGCCAGAACACAUCAUUUCAGUUCAGAUUGUACACUCCCUUUUAAAAAUUUUGGUAAUUGUGUUGUUUGGGAAUUAUUUUUGUAAUAAUUUCAAUGAAGGAAUAAAGAAUUUGACAGGUUCUCUGUAGUGUCCCCCGCCACCUCAAUGUGUAUUGUAAAUGGGUAUAUUAGUUAUAUUUCUGUCACUAUAACAUAAUAUCCAAAUAAUAAAACUUAUAAGGAAAAAGGUUUAUUUUAGGUCAGUGUUUUCUAGGUUUCAGCCCAUGAUCAGGUGACCAGCCUCUGAUGGUCAGACCAGAUGGGAAUGGUGAGAAGUGAAAGGCAGAACAAAUUCACAUUCAUUACAAGCUGGGGAGUAAAACUGAGAGGAAGAUGGCCAGGCUUCCAUAGUUCCCUGGAUGGCACAUCUCCAUGGAGCCAGAGACCAUCCCCCCUUAGCUUGACUCCACCUUUAGAAGGUUCACAGCAUCUCCCAAUGGCACCUCCAUAUGAUCAGAGCUUUAGACGUGGCCCUCUAGACAUGUUCAACAUAGAAACUGUAGUUGUAGAGCCUUAGUGAGUUAAAGACUUUGAUAUGUAGUGGUUGAAGCGCUGGAACUGGUAGCCUGGGCUCCAAUGGAUCAGGGACAAAGGAAGAGACUGAGAGAAAUGACACAAUGAGAAGUGAAAAUACUCAAACUCUUUCUGAGCUUGAGGAGUAUGUAUCAGAGCAAGGCAGAGACAGAGGGAUUAGAACUGCAAAGUCCUUAGGAUAUGAGAAGUGUAUGUACGUGUGAUAGAAGAGAUGGGGUGGUGUGGGAAAGAGAUUAUAGCUAUGACUGAGUCACUGAAAACUGAUUUGGGGGUGUGUUGUUCACUUGCUGAGAUUAGUUGAGGGUCAAAUUUUUGGUGAAAAAUAAUCAGUCUGAGGCCAAUGCCUUAGAAAUUUGUGCAAGAGAGAUGAAGUAGUUGAUGAGAAAUGUAAGGAUUAGUGCAGUCAGUUGUAGAAUGAAUGCUUUGGUACUGACUUUGUGGACAGGAGAACGGGAGCCUUGACUCCAAACCAUAUGGUAUAUGAAGCCUCUGAGGAUGGAGUUGGGGUGAGCUUUCAUGUAACAGUAACUUCUUUUUUAAAACUCAAGUUUAAUUAAGUAAACAGAGGCACAGGGAGGGGACUUGUCUUAAAGAGGUCUCUGUCUCUCUCCAGUCCUUCCCUCCUUUUCUCCUUACCUUUGUCCUCCUUUCCUUCUCUUCCUCUCUCAUCAAAGGAAGAUUCCAGAAAACAUAAAAGGAUGUAGGGAGGUACAGGAAAAGUUGAAUCGGGAAGCUUUCAUCAAGUGAGGAUGGAUUUGGAAUUCGGGAGGUGACUGGCAUUUGGUUGGUCAUUUUUAUUUUCCACAUCUCCUUAGGUAAGGUUUAUCACUAUCAGUAUGAUUAAAGAUACAUUAGGAAGCUGAACACACUGAUGUAUACCUAUAAUCCCAUCACUUGGGAGGCUGGUAGAGGCUACUAGUUGAAUUUAGCCUGGACUACACAGAAAUUUUGAGGCCACCUUUGGCUACAUAACAAGUGUGUGUAUCAAAAACCCCAAACCAAAAUGCUGUGAGAAACUAGAUCCUGGGGCUGGGGAGACGACUCAGUUAGUGAGGUGCUUGCCACUGAAGCAUACAUCCCUGAGUUUGAAUCCUCACUCCCCAUGUAAAAUCCAGGUAUGGCGGUGUGUACUUGUAACUACAGUGCCAGGGAGGAAGAGACAGGCAAGGGCUUGCUGGUCAGCAAAUCUAGAAGAAUCAGUGAGAUUCAAGUUUUCAGACCUAAGACCCUGUCACAGAAAGUAGGGUGCAGAGUGAGUUAAGACACCUAACAUAGACAUGAGUGCAUCUGCUUGGACACAUGCACACACACACACACACACACACACACACACACACACACACACACACACACACACAUCCUUAUACCAACCACUGUAUCUCACUCUGUAGCCCAGGCUGGCCUCGAACUCACAAAGAUCCACCUGCCUCUGCCUCCCGAGUGCUGGGAUUAAAGGCGUGUGCCACCACCACCGCCCGGCCAGUAUUUUUAUAAAAACCAGAAAUGACAUAAAAAUUUUGAUUCUGAGUCACGUAUAUAUAAGAUGAAGGGCCUAGUUUAAGAGCAGACACAGAAUGACAAGUAUAAAAAUGAGUAGGAAAGCAAACAUUUACUUGGUACAGUUUAUAAAUUUGAAAAGUCAACAGCACCAUAGGUAUAAUGGAAUUUGACCCUCAUCAAUGUUUAUAUUGAUCUGGGCACACCUUUACCAUAUGUAUUCUCUCAUGUUUAUUUACCUGUUUUAGGUAGGGUCUCACUGUGUCACCAGGGCUGGCCUUCAACCCACAAACCUCCCUCCUUGAGUUCCAUCUACAAGUGCUGUGACUGUUCAUAGGUUUAGCAAUUGAUUUUUCCAAUCUCUUCCCUUAUGAAAAUUACUUCACUGUACUUUCUCCUGGGGGAGUUAAAAAGCAGUUCUCAUUCUACUAUGAUAAAUAUUUAUUCUGUAUUCCUGAUAGUUUAGGAAAAAAACAACUUUCCUCUCCAGAACAUAUGAUUGGUAAUGAGAAAAAAAAAUAUAUUACCCAUAUAUUAUCCAAUUUCAGAAAUUCUGUUUUUGUUUAUGAGGUAUGAUUGGUGACUUGUAUUAAGUGUAUUGUGAGGCCUCCUUAGGGUAUUUCUAGAGGCCUGCAAUGAGGAUCCCCAAAGCAUGAACUUUGUUAACCUCGGAUCAGUCUGGUUUGUUUCAAUGGGUAUUACAAAUGCCGCUUUCCUUCUCUUGUUUUCACAUAGGUUUGGUUUGUAUAAGUUAGUUGAAACUAUGAUGAAGUCUUAAGACUUUUUCUCUCAGAAUAACAAGAGAACUUUAGCUGGGCGGUAGUGGCACAUGCCUUUAAUCGCAGCACUUGGGAGGCAGAGGCAGGAGGAGCUCUGUGAGUUUGAGGCCAGCCUGGUCUACAGAGCGAGUUUCAGGAUAGGCUCCAAAGCUGCACAGAGAAACCCUGUCUCGAAAAAAAAAACAAAAACAAACAAACAAACAAAAACAAAACUAGAGAACUUUAAUUUAUUCAAUAUAAAACCUUGCACACAAUCAUAGAGACCCCAUAAAGUUUACUCGUGUUUCUAUUACAAGUUUCUGCACUAAAUUGAUAAUAUAUAUUCAUUUUCUAUAUUUUGAUCCCCCCAGGUCUGGCACAACAUUCUGUACUUUGUAUUCUCUAAAUACAUAAAUCCUUUUUUUUUUUAAAUGAAUAAAGACAUGGAUGUGUUGCCAGUGAGACUGUAUGUCAGCUGCAGAAAUUCUCCAUUUUCAAAAGUAUAUGUUUUUGAAACUGAAAUUCUUCCAUAGCAGUCCUAAAAUACCAUACAGCCAGUGCUUGGGACUUUAAACUGCAUGUGUUCUCAUUUUCCUUUUGGAGACAUUUCCUUUUGACAUUUCUAUUUUCUCCAGGUAACUGAUAACAUAUUCUUCCUAUAUCCUUACAGGCAUUUCAUGAAUUUUCCCCCUUCCAAAAUUAUAAUUAGAGACAAAUCCAUUUUAAAUAACAUUCAUUUAUAAUCUAAGGUGUUCAACCACAUCUCUCUACUUUUUCAUGGUUUAUAGAAAUAUACUGGGUAUUACAGAAGAUGUUAAAAUGAACGUUAUGAACCCUGUAGUUAAGGACCUUGCAAUGUACUACAUACAGAUAAAGGAGAAUCCAAUGAGGAGACAACAAAUAAAGAGCAAUUCAUGUAAAUUCCAAGACUAGUGCAAAUUUAUACUGAUUGUUGAUUAUUUUUCCUGUUUCCAGUUUUAGCCACCAGGUGGAACACUAUCAAUCGUUAUGCAAAGGCACCCAAAUGUGAACUAAUACUAUUAGACAAAUCAAGAUGGAGACUCAUUCUACUCCUGAUUCUGCUUUAACUUUUUAUUAUAGAUUUUUCAUAGCACCUGUAAGGAUUAAGCUAAUUGUAUAAGUACUUAUCUUCAUACUUUGGCAGUUAUACGGCCAAUAUUAUCUUCUCUACCCUCGCCCCGGAACUUUUUGCUCUAUUUAUUGAAACCAAAUCCAAAAGCACUGCCCUGACUCGUCAGUCAAUAUUUUCUCACUUGAAUGUCUCACCUUAUCCAAUGAUUCUUUUCACUUCCAGCACUGUGCUCUGAUGGUCCAACUCUGCGGUGCACCAUCUCUAAAGGUCACCACUGCUCUCUGAUCAGCUCCAGGGGAAGAGCCAGAACAGGAGUGUCUCACACCCAGUCUUUUUCUGCUCUGGGCAGAUGGCUUCAUAAUAUUAGAUGCAGAUGCUGGAGCACUCAUGAGAGUCACUCUUUUGCUGCUCUGCUUUAAGGUGUUUCUGUCCCCUAUUGACCUCUCCCAGACUGGGUCCACUCAGUACCUCAGUUCGCCAGAAGUGGUCAUCCCCCUAGAGGUGACCAGCAGGGCCAGAGGUACAAAAAAUUCAGGAUGGCUCUCCUACAGCCUGAUUUUGGGGGGCCAAAGACAUGUUGUCCACAUGAGAGUCAAGAAGCUGCUGGUUCCUACUCACUUCUCUGUGCUCACCUACACAGAGGAACAUACCCUUCUCAAGGAUUACCCCUUCAUCCCUAGUGACUGUUACUAUCAUGGUUUUGUAGAGGGGGCUCCUGAGUCUUUAGUUGCGUUAAGUACCUGCAGUGGGGGGUUUCAGGGAGUGUUACAAGUGAAUGGCUUCUCCUAUGAAAUCGAACCCAUCAGGCAUUCCAGCACGUUUGAACACCUAGUUUAUACAGUAAAUUAUAACAAGACACAGUUUCCACCUAUGAUAUGUGGUUUAACAGAGAAGAGAACACCAUACCAACGCUUUGGACUUGAAGAAGCUGAGAAGCCAGCUGUGAAGCAAAAUUCUGGAAAAUCAUGGACCCACACAUGGUUUCUGGAGCUGGCUGUAGUGGUAGACUAUGGUUUCUUCACUUACUCUCAACGCAAUUUGUCAAAGGUGCAAGAAGAUGUGGUUCUCAUUGUUAACAUGGUGGAUUCCAUGUACAAGCAGCUGGAUACCUAUGUGUCUUUGAUUGGCAUUGAGAUUUGGAAUCGAGGAAAUGUUUUCCCAGUGGAAAACAUUUAUCAGGUCUUAGAAGAUUUUUCUGAGUGGAAACAAAUCAGUCUUUCUCAGGUACCUCACGAUGCAGCCCACAUUUUCAUCAGAAGCUCAUUUAUAAGUGUACUUGGCAUAGCCUAUGUUGCAGGAAUAUGUCAUCCUCCACUUGACUGUGGGGUUGAAAAUUUCCAAGGAGACUCCUGGUCUCUUUUUGCCAACACUGUGGCCCACGAGUUAGGUCAUACUUUUGGUAUGCAGCAUGAUGAAGAAUCCUGUACUUGUGGGGAAAGAGGUUGUGUCAUGAGUGCUUUCAGAGUGCCAGCGGAGAGAUUCACCAACUGUAGCUAUCAUGAUUUUGUGGAGACUACUUUAAACCAAGGAACUUGUUUGCACAAUCAUCCAAGACCAGGGGCAGUCUUUCUGGUGAAGCGCUGUGGGAAUGGUAUGGUUGAGAAAGAAGAGGAGUGUGACUGUGGAUCUAUACAUGAGUGUGAACAGGAUCCCUGUUGUUUGUUGAACUGUAAACUGAGGCCUGGGGCUGCAUGUGCUUUUGGGCUUUGUUGCAAAGACUGCAAACUCAUGCUAUCAGGGGAACUCUGUAGACCGAAGGUCAAUGAAUGUGACCUUCCAGAAUGGUGCAAUGGAACAUCCCACCAGUGCCCAGAAGAUGGCUAUGUACAGAAUGGGGUCUCCUGUGGUGUCAGUGCCUACUGCUAUCAAAAGCAGUGUAAUAACCAUGACCAACAAUGCAGGGAGAUUUUUGGCAAAAGUGCAAGAAGUGCAUCUCCUAAUUGUUACAAAGAAAUGAACUCACAGGGAAACAGGUUUGGCCACUGUGGCACAAAUGGCACAAUAUACCUAAAAUGCAGAAUGUCAGAUAUAUUUUGUGGGAAAGUCCAGUGUGAAAACGUGGAAAAUAUUCUCCAUCUCCAGGCUCACUCUGUUUUGCAGAGCAUUUAUGCCGAUGGUGCCACCUGCUGGAGUACUGACCAUCAUUUGGGGAUGGGUGUACCGGAUGUUGGUGAAGUGAAAGAUGGCACCACCUGUGGAGCAGGGAAGAUCUGCAUACACAAGAAGUGUAUCAGCCUGUCUGUCCUUUCAAAUGCCUGCCUUCCUGAGACCUGUAAUAGGAGGGGGAUCUGUAAUAACAAACAUCACUGCCAUUGUGACUAUGGGUGGUCCCUGCCUUUCUGCCUGCACAGGGGCUAUGGAGGUAGUGUUGAUAGUGGUCCAACAUCGCCAAAAAGAAGAGUCGAUAUUAUUGAAUUGUCAGUAAUUUUGACUGUUUUGUCUAUUUUAACUUGUCUGUUAAUAGCUGGACUUUAUAUACUAUAUCAUUGAAUACCUUCUGGUCCCAAAGAGACUAAGGCUUGUUUGCCUGGUUAAGAAGAUAUAUCUAACUUAACAGCCUAUACAUUAAGUUUGGCAACAAAAUAUUAUUGUAUGUAUGAAUCUAAGCAUAUUUCUGAGACUUAUAGAAAGAUGAGAGUAUCUUUCCCUUCAUCAGUAUCAGAAAUAUUGUCAUCAGGUACAGGUAAUUCUUAAUGUGUUCUUAGCUGUUGUUCAUUAUCUUAAGCAGCAAAUAAAACUUAAUUGAGAAAUGAUAAUAUCUAACCCACCCAACUGUUUGGAUUUAUUUAGCAAACAAAAGUGAAGAGCGAAUCUUUAAUUGUUGUUCCUUUCAUUAAAAAUUCAUGACCUUGUUUUCCACGUGUCUGCUGGCCUAGCUUGUCUAUUCUCUUUGCCAUUAUCUGGCAGUUUAGGAACCCUUUUGGAGACUUUCUGUGAAUAUACACAAAUCCCAUGAAAUAGGAUUUUUUUUUUAUGUUUUGUUCAUUAUCUUUUUCUGCACACUGCCCAAUUUGAACAAACAUCUGAAUGAAGUGGAAUAUUAAUUGCAUAAAAUAUAGAAUUAGUAGAAAAAGGAUACUUGUUUAGUCACCUUGGAGAUGUUACUCUGGCUAUCUGUUCAAACCUACUAGAGUUUCUGUUCAAACUUCAACUUUGAAUACUCACCCCAUUUAUAUAAAAUGCUGCUGUGUAUACCAGGGGUACUUGGCUGGUCUUUUGUGCCUACCCUGUCCCAUCCUUAGUCUGUUCUUAGCAUUUUAAAGAGCCCAUCUCUUGAAAACAUAGAUCUAAUUAGGCAGUCAUCAUAUCUCAAGACAACAUCUGAAUAACAUUGAGUCAACUGACCUUUCUGGUGUCCUUUUCCUCCUGUAGUAGUUUUCAAAGUAUGUUUGGCUGUGUCAUCCUUGAACAGCUGUCUCUGUGUAGAACUGGCACUCCAAAAUCUUUACGAGCUUUUGCCAUGCCUUUACCCUUGGGAACUCCAUUCUAUUUCCCAAAGAGAUUCAGUCUUUGGAAAAUAAUUGAUGAACUAUUUGAUAUUUCACUUGUGUCCCCUUGUUAUUUUAUGGUCAUGUCUUAGUAAUUUUCUGCAUCCCAGUAGAUGAUGAGGACCAGGGUAGACCAUGUACCAUCCAGAGUCACAAACAAGAAAAGGACAACUGGGGAAACCAUAGAUACUGAAGAGUGAAGCAAGAUUAUAAUCUGGUUAACCUUGGCUAUAGAUGAUACAAUAGGAAAAGGCUUACUUGCUUUAAGUGUAUAUGUGUCCAGAUGGAGACAAAAGGUAGUUCUAUCAUUUGUUAAUUUUCAAAAAAAUUUAUUACAUAAAUAUUUGAAAUUGAUUAAAAUGUAUUAAUCUAAUGUUAUUUUAAUUGCAGACUCUUGUAUGUAUGCUUGGUACUACUUUGAAAUAAUCAAUGGAGCAAGCUGACCACAGACUUAUGGUACAAAAAGUAAAAAUAAAAAAAAAAAACCAAAAAACAAAGAAACAAAAAACAAAAAAAAGAAAAACCAAAAUAAGUGACUCAAGUGUUAGUAAUUUAAACUAUAACCCUAGGAUGUGAAUGUUCUUGGAAGGACUGGGAAAUGGAGGAGCCACGUGCAGAAACCCAGAAAGAAUGAGUUAAUAGGUGGUCCUUGAGGUCAUACUGGCUUCUGUUUGUUUUGAAUAGGUUUUGAACGGAUCUUGCCAAGAAGGCCAAGAGAGGGUUGUUUAAGUCAUUGAGAGUGUUGUCCAUGGGAGGAAUUGAUAAAGUUCCUGUGAGACCCUGGUUAGAGGGUUGCUAUAAAACAUUGAAAGUGAACCUCCUUGGUGUCUGGCUUCUCAUCUGAUUUCUCCUUUUUGCAUUUUUGCUUGUUUUCUCAUCACCAUGCUAUCGUCCACGAGGUGACUCAGCAAACAUAAGAGGCUAUGUCAGUGGGUUUGUCCAAUAUCAAACAUUUGGCCCCAAUAUUGUGAGAAAAAUAAACAUCUGUGCAAGCUACCUAGCCUCAGAUCAUUUGUUAUAGCAAUGGAGAAUGAACAUAUCCAUCAACUUGAGUGGAAGUUUCACUUUCAGUUCAUUUUCAUUUUGGAGCAAAUAUUUUUCUUGCUCUAAAUCCUUGAUUGGAACCAAAUAAUGAACUUCCUCAGUGAGACAGAAGCAGAGAACUGACACCUGAGUUGUCCUCUGACCAUACAUAUAUUUUGGCAUUCAUAUGAAUGUGUAUGCAUGUACACAAAUACACACGCACAAAUACACACACACACACACACACACACACACACACACACACACACCUAUACACACUCAAAAAUAUAUCUAACCCUAGAUAUAAUCUCUAUCUUAUUUUCUUCCCUCCACUGCCAAAUAACUAUGAUAUUAGCUUUUGGUUUAUCUUUUUAGUCUUUAGUUUUAGAAAAUUUAGCAAAUAAUUAUACAGAGUUGAAUCAAUCCUACUUUAAAAAUGGCCACAUAUGCAUCAUGUGUUGGACUGGUUUUUUACCACUUAAGGACAGGUCCUGAAGAUCAUGUGGAAUCACUAUGCAGAGAUCUUCUGGAUACCAUAUUAAAGUUCAUUGUAUCCAUUGUGUUGAAGUACCAUAGUUUGAUCUAUGAUAUCUGGGCAAAUGCUAUAGACUGAAUGGUCUGUGUCUCUUCAGAAGUUGUAUGUUAAAGUUCUAAUUCCCAGUGGGAUAGUAUUUGAAGGUAAGACCUUUGGACACAGUUAGAGCUCUUAUGAAUGGGAUUUUUUUGAGACAGGAUUUCUAUGAGUAGGCCUGGCUGUCUUGGGACUAGCUCUAUAGACCAGGCUGGUCUCAAACUCAGACAUUUGCCUGCUUCUGCCUCCUGAGAGCUAGGAUUAAAGGUGUGUGUCACCAUGCCUGGCUAUGAAUGGGACUUGUACCCAAUGGAUGAAAAAGAUGAUCUCCCUUCACCACAUGAAGGAACAGCAAGCAAGAAGACAUUUGUUUACAAACCAGGGAGCUAUCUCUCACCAGAUUCUGAAUUAAUACAAUGUCUUGAACCUGAAUUCCAUCAGAACUGUGAGAAAAAAAAUCUGUUAAGCCAACAGUCUUCCCUAUAGUAUUUUUAAAGAGUUAUUUAUCUUAUUUUAUGUAUGAGCGUCUUGCCUAUGUGUAUUUAUGUGCACUGUGUGUGUGUGUGGUACCUGUGAAGGUACCUGAGUGUCAGAUCCUCUGGAACUCUCCACCCUCAUCUCUUCAUUUAUCCAGUAACUACACUGAAGUAAUUGUUGCUUAAAUCCAAAUGAACACAGAGAGUUUUGUGGCUUCCCGUAUUUUGCCAUUAUAUGCUACAAACAGCUUUAUAUCUCACAUAAUUUCAAAUUUUGACAGUAUUUUUGGAACAAAAUUCCAGAAGAAGUAUUGCUGGGUCAAGGGUAUUGCACAUUCAUUUCUACUCUUUACCAACAAAUUACACUCUACAGGGACUUUGUACACUGACAUUCCCACAUUUACUGCAUGUGAAGCUAUAUGUAGGUUCCCUAUAAUCUCAUUAACACUGCACUUAGAUUAAGGAGGGCUGAAAAUUCUUUAAUCUGUCUCUCUGUGAUGUAUGGGAUUGGUGUUCCAUCCCUUGAAUCUGUGCUUAUCUUUGAAUAAUUUUACCAAAAUAGUUUGUCAGGCUCAAGCUCAGGAUUUGAGAGGAUUAAAGUCUUGGAAAACAGUUGGACCAUCACAAAGGCUGCCAUGAUAGACAUGAAGGCUUGGACAGUAAACCGUUUUCUUAAUAGGGAGUCUGAGGAGCACGGACACAGUUAGGGUUAUUAGUGCCAUGAUGAAGCACCAUGACCAAAAGCAAGUUGGGGAAGAAAGGGUUUAAUAAUAAGGCUUAUACUUCCACAUCACUAUACAUCAUUGAAGGAUGUCAGGGCAGGAAGCUGGAGGUACGAGCUGAUGCAGAGGCCGUGGAGGAGUGCUGCUUACUGACUUGCUCAUCAUGGCUAACACAGCUGGCUUUCAUAUAAAAUCCAAGACCAGCAGCCCAGGGGUACCACCACACACCAUGGGUUAGGCCCUCCUCAUCAGGCUCUAAUUUUCUACUUAGAGCCAGAUCUUAUAGAGGUAUUUUCUCAACUGGGAUUCACUCCUUUCAGGUGACUAUGGCUUGGGUCAAGUUGAUAUAAAACUAGACAAGGGAUGAAACAGCAAGAAAUAAGACAUGUUAAUGAAAAACUCUGGCAUGAGUGGCUGCAUUAGGUAUUACAUGCACUGGGCACUAGACACCAGAUUCCAUCCAGGACUUUAUACCCACAGAACUAAGAGAAAUAAAAGUUUUCAGAUUAUCUUUUAAAAUUGCAUUUAUUUAGUACACACACACACACACACACACACACACACACACACACACACACACAUGCUAUGGCACACCUGUGGAGCUCAGAGGACAGCCUAUAGGAAGGUCUCUCCUUCCACUAUGUUGGUUCUGGAGAUCAAACUCAGGCUGUUAGACUUGGCAGCAAACAUCUUUAAGUUUUGAGGGAAAUUAUUGGUAGACUGGAAACACUGGUAGACAACUAGAUUUUAAUAUCUCAACUCUUACUAAAUUACUGAAAGCAUGCCAUUAGCUCUGUUUCUGGGAGAAUAUAGAAGGACUCUGAGAAGAUUAGUGAAAAAUGAGGAGGCUCUUGACAAUAAAUGCCAAGGAAAUCUCAAAGUAAAGAAACUCUUACUAGAGCCUGGAGAAAAGGAAUGUACUGGCAGAAAAACAGCCGAGCUGUGGCCUGUGCAUUGUGAAAAAUGCAAAGGUUACUUAAUGAGUUUAUUAAUCUUGAUAAACAAAUCUCUGAGCAUUUACUAAUGACUUCUGAUGUAGCCAGAGGAGAAAGAAAGAAACGAGGAGUUACUCUCUUUCCAAUUACUGUUUAGAGCAGAUAUUUCCAAAACUGGGUUUUAUGGGUUGGAAAAUGAAACAACUCCUCAUCCUUAACUAUCUGCAUAUGGCAAAAGACUCUCUAAUAAGAGUGACUCCGGGAAUAUGUCAAACUCUAUUUUUAUAUGUAGUGUCAGGAAACAUCAAAGGAAUUGCUUGGAGAGUAUUUGUUUAUAUACCUUAAAACAGUUCAGGCACUGCCUCAUAGAACAACUAAAUGCCUUGUAAGAAUAUCUAAGAGUAUACUUUUCAGACUUAAGCAAUGAUUUCUGGUUUAGAUUUUAGGGGUUUAGUCAUCUAGAAGCUUCACAUGAGGUACAAAGGUAGAGAGGAUUUAUAUUGAAGGGAUUUGUGAGUGUGGCAUUUGUCUAAUGGAAUUAACCCCAAUAAGAUAUGAGAGAUUGCUUUUAAAAGAGAGCAUAGCUGGGCCAGGCUAGUGACUGCUUCUCUCUUGUCAGCUGUGCAACACCAUCGAGUACUGUGAGUGAAGGCUGUUAGUACAGGGAGGAGGCUUCCGGGUCAGUUCCCGCUUAAGUCCUUCAAGUUCUGUGUCCAAAUUGUGUGCAACUUCAGCAAUAAGGAUUUACCUUCAAAUUUGGGGAAGCAAUCAGUUUCCUACCCAGCUGUGAUGUCUAUGAAAUAUAGCAAUAAUCAGCAUGGCAAGAACAGUGGUCUUUGGUUAAAAAACAGUUGUCUAAUUGGGACCUAAGACCCACUCGAUAGGAGUGAAUUCAUGUCUGGUACUGUAAACUGAGACAAUUACCCAUGGAUGGUGAGACCAAGGACCCUAAACCAGUAUAAUUUCUAACUACAUCCUAAAUACUUACCUUUAGACACACAGAUAAGUGUAGCUCUUACCUAUUAUCAAAGAAGCUUCUUUUCUGCAGCAGAU
Peromyscus californicus insignis is the source of this 13430-nucleotide messenger RNA. RefSeq names its product disintegrin and metalloproteinase domain-containing protein 21-like. Lineage: Eukaryota; Metazoa; Chordata; Mammalia; Rodentia; Cricetidae. Gene Ontology annotation, molecular function: metalloendopeptidase activity. The record is from RefSeq and is a predicted model, not a curated record. Gene Ontology annotation, cellular component: sperm head plasma membrane; external side of plasma membrane; plasma membrane. The coding region runs from base 5550 to 7652 and encodes 700 amino acids. Gene Ontology annotation, biological process: proteolysis; male gonad development. The transcript has a single exon.